Messenger RNA from Pimephales promelas (fathead minnow), 3061 nucleotides. It is a transcript of the gene msi2a, whose product is annotated as musashi RNA-binding protein 2a. Gene Ontology annotation, cellular component: cytoplasm. Lineage: Eukaryota; Metazoa; Chordata; Actinopteri; Cypriniformes; Leuciscidae. The record is from RefSeq and is a predicted model, not a curated record. Gene Ontology annotation, molecular function: mRNA binding. Gene Ontology annotation, biological process: central nervous system development; regulation of translation.
GCGCUGAACCCACGUGUGACGCUAGCGCUCCCGGUUCGGUAAUAUUCCUUGAGCUGGGGCUGCAGUGCCCGUGUGUGUGUGUGUGUAUGCGUGUGUUUGGAGUUGGUUGGGCUUUGAGCUAUGGAAGCGGACGCGAGUCAAGUCACCUCUGGAAGCCCGAGUGAUUCACUACACGACCCGGGUAAGAUGUUUAUCGGUGGCCUCAGCUGGCAAACCUCACCAGACAGCCUUAGAGACUAUUUCAGUAAAUUCGGGGAGAUCAGAGAAUGUAUGGUGAUGCGCGACCCCACCACCAAACGCUCCAGAGGGUUUGGCUUCAUCACGUUUGCAGAUGUUUCCAGUGUAGAUAAAGUCUUAGCUCAACCACACCACGAAUUAGACUCCAAGACGAUUGAUCCCAAGGUCGCCUUUCCUCGACGCGCCCAACCCAAGAUGGUCACAAGAACAAAGAAGAUAUUUGUGGGUGGAUUAUCCGCGAGCACAGUCGUUGAAGACGUGAAACAGUAUUUUGAACAAUUUGGAAAGGUUGAGGAUGCCAUGCUGAUGUUUGAUAAAACCACAAACAGACAUAGAGGCUUUGGCUUCGUAACUUUCGAGAAUGAAGACAUUGUAGAGAAAGUCUGUGAAAUUCAUUUUCACGAAAUCAAUAAUAAAAUGGUAGAAUGUAAGAAGGCCCAGCCGAAGGAGGUGAUGUUUCCUCCAGGCACGAGGGGGAGGGCGAGAAGUCUUCCGUACACCAUGGACGCCUUCAUGCUUGGCAUGGGCAUGCUGAGUUAUCCAAACAUUGUGGCAACAUACGGUCGUGGAUACACAGGAUUUUCUCCAAGCUACAGCUAUCAGUUUCCAGGUUUCCCAGCGACGACGUACGGACCCGUGGCAGCGGCGGCGGUGGCGGCGGCACGAGGCCCAGGUAGGACGACCCCGGGAAGAAGCAGCUACAUGAACGCAGGGCCAGGGUUCCCCGAUUACGGCUUUUAUUCUGGCCCCGGUGACCAGCGGGCCGCUCCCUGCUCCUUUGCCGACUACGCCACCUUGGGGCCGCAUACGGGUCAGAUGCUGCAAAGUGAGCACGUCACCUCCACCUGCAACUCACCCUCCCAGCACCACCCAAGCCCGGACCACUUCAAGAGCUCAGGUGCUAACCCUCCCCGACCUGGAGGUUUCCCCGUUGCAAACAGUCCUGGACCCGUGGCAGACCUGUACGGCCCCAGCAGUCAGGACUCAGCUGUGGGAAAUUACAUCAGUGCUGCCAGCCCCCAGCCGGGCUCCGGGUUCAAUCACAGUAUCGCAGGUCCUUUGAUCGCCACAGCUUUUACAAAUGGAUACCACUGAAAGCGAAGAUGCAGCACCAACUCAUUGAAGAAUUCAUCUGGAGGCCCUGGGAAAAUGGGCAGAGUCUCUGAUUGGUUCAUGUACAGUGGAUGUCAUAAAGACUUCAAGCACUACAGGUUCUGAUUGGUGAAAGGACAAGGGGAUGUGGGCCCGAAUAAAGAAGAAAAACAUCUCAGAAAACACAACAUCAGAACUGCUGUUAACAGUAAUCCAGCCCUCCGGUCACCACAGGACUCACUGCUUUCCUUUUUUGUCCCCUUUCUGUAUGCGUUUUAAAUGACUUCGGCUUUUAGAGAAAAAUACGUAGAUGAAUGAAUCAUUCAGUUGCGAUCGUCACGAUUCUUUUAAGGUUCUUUGCUCAUUUUAAGUGUGGUCAGACUCAAUUUUGAUGCCAGUUAAAAAAAAAAAAAAAACUAAUAUUUUGCACACUUGGACAGACGCCGCACUGAAAGACACCACGCCAUUCAUCCAUUGAAAAAAAAAGGAGAAAAAAAAGAAAAUUACUUAAUCUUAGUAGCUGUUUUUAAUUGUGAAGUCUCUUUGUUGAUCAUAAUGACCUAUUUUUGGGCAAUACAGAGGGAGAGGACUCCAAUAUUUUUAUGGUCCUUUUUAUAUAUAUAUAUCUAUAUCUAUCUAUCUGUGUUUGUUGUUGUUGUCAUUUAGGGAAAAAAAGUAUACUGUAACAUUUGUUUUCAAACAUGGUGGUUUCAAAUAUAAGAGAAAGAAAUGUAUCUGUAAAUAUUCACUGCAUAUAACCAGUUCAGGGUGAAAUUAAUUGACGUAUGAUGGUUAAAAAAAUAUAUAUAAUUAGCGUACACACACGACAUGAGCUGAAUCAUUUUACAGGUGUGAUACCAGCAUACUCCGUUUCAGAAACACCACUCCCGUCCAAAGCACACUGUGUGUUAGUGAUCAACGAGAGGACGUUUUCCUGUGACAUUUUUAUACUCUUUAGAAGAAAAAAAACAAAAAAGAAACUUACUAUGUUGUCUCUCGUUGUUAAUGUUGUCUAAUAGAGGACGUUCCUCUUGAUUUUGGAACCUGUCGUGGACUGUACGUGAACGAAGCCGUUUAUUUGACUUUUGACUGAAGCAAACAAACAUUUUGAAUGAAUCAUACCUCAGUCCUGUGAGAUUUAAUUUAUUCUGAGUAAAUCAAGUGUACGGAGGAAGCUAAAAGAAUGGCGGUUUUCUCUUUGCACAUGCUAGCUGUCACGAGUGACCUUACGGAGAUUUGAUGUAUGAAAAAUUGUUGCUUUUUAUUUUUUUGCCACUGGCGUCCAGGUUGAGAAGCCAAACGAAAAGCAAUCUAUUACUGGUGUGCUCCGAUUCCAUUUCAAGGACAUUUUAUCUGAAAUAUUGACAUAUUUUAAUAUACAGCCAGUUGAAGACACUGAAAAAAAAAAAUGUGUUGACCCGAAACCCAGUUGAAAAGCUGUUUUAGGUCAAACAUAUAUAUAUAAAUAGCAAAUUUUUUAUGUUAAAUGAUCUGAUAUGUAUAUUCUGAUGUAAAUGUGUCUUUCUUUUUCCUGCUGCAGAUGUAAACUGUUUUAUUUGGUGUAGUGUGGCGGCUCUAAACGCCAGCGCCUCGAAAACAUUUAUAGAGCCAGUCACGUAAUAAUAUUUAAACAAACGAAGGGAACGGAGCGAGGGAAGAAAACUAUUGUAAUGUUCAAAUGUAAAAAACAAAAAAACAAAUUAAAAAUGAAACCAAGAUGUUUGUUCAGUGA